UGUGCGUAUUUUGGUGUUAAAGUUUGGAGAUAAUCUAAUAUGUUUCUUCAAAAGAUCAGUGACAGUUAGAUCAUAUAAUAGAUGAAAAAACAAGAAAUGGUGCCUAGUGACUUUAUAUGACAUAAAUAACAAACCAGUAGAAAGAGAACUAUUUUACGAUGAACAUGAUAAAGAGUGAAGAGGAGGAAAAGAUAAGAAUAGAAGAUGAGAUAAUUGCUGAGAGAGAGAAUAAGAAUGUGAAAGAGGAGGAAUCAGAUUUUACAAUUCUAGUUCAUAAACAGGUUACGGAGAGUGAAGCUGAGCCUAGUUCUCCUAGUUCUCUCUUGCUUCCUGGAAAUAAUCUGGGUAGUCAGGAUACUCUGGGCAUCAGAGGGAGGGGGGACAAGGAAGAAGAAGUAAGAAGAUGGAGAGGAGAGGAGUUGGAAGGACGGGGAAUGAUUAAAUCAGAUCAUGAACAGAAAAUAUUUAAACAAGAAAAUCAUCUUCUUCUAGAUGAUUCUUCAGUUUCUUCAGAUGAUAUAGAGAACUGUGAUGAGUUUGAUGAGGAUGAACUAGAUGAUGAUAUCAAGGAGGAAGAAUCUGAGUCUCCUGCCACCUCCUUAACUAACCAGGAGAGAGAAAACUCAGUCAAUAUUCCUGGCAAUCAUACACUCAAUACCUGGCAAAACCUUGAUGCUAAUGAGAAGAAGAACUGUAUUGGGUCUAUAGAGAGGCUGGAACAAGUACCUGAACCUAGAUCUAAAUUAAACACUUCUUUUGGAUCUGCAAAAUUGAAGACUGGAAAAAAUCCUUUAUUGCGUUUGGCAUCUAAGACAUCUAUGCGUCUGAAGGGCAUUGAAGUUGAGAAGAGCAGUGAAGAUGUGACACUAGAACCUGUAGAUGGAGAUGGUGCUGGGGGUGGGGGUGAUGUAGACGGUGGUGUAGGUUCUCCAUAUUAUCCUGUCUUUCUUCCCAUGGACCAAGAUUUUAAAGCCAAGUAUAUGUGGCAUCACAGGAACCUGGCUAAACGAGGGAAAUCCAUUCAGGAACUGAAUUUUAUGAAUUUGUAGGACCGCUGAACUGCCUACCACCGGUUCAAAUUUGAAUCACCGAUUCAAAUCCUUCUUGAAGGUUUAACCUAUAAAAUCGGUAGUUCAAAUUAGAACCGGCAAUAGAUAGUUCAGCAAUGUAGCUCAAAUUCAUUAUGUUUGGUCCCAGGAACGGGUUUAUGUAUUCCUGGAGCACCCUGGCGGAUGGAUGUGUUUUAUUUAUCAUAUGUCGGUAUUCAUGCUUGUUCUCGUUUGCCUGAUAUUCAGUGUUCUCUCAACAAUAGAUGAAUACGCGGGCUUUGCUAAUGAAACCCUGUUUUGGAU
This is a messenger RNA of Eurytemora carolleeae, 1352 nucleotides long. RefSeq lists its product as uncharacterized. The coding region runs from base 159 to 1049 and encodes 296 amino acids. Lineage: Eukaryota; Metazoa; Arthropoda; Copepoda; Calanoida; Temoridae. The transcript is spliced from 9 exons. The record is from RefSeq and is a predicted model, not a curated record.